AUGUUGAAGCUGUUCGCUACUAUCGCCAUUGCCAUCUCAUUGAUAUGUAUGGUAAGAGCCGACGGCGAUAUCACAUGUAAUGUGGCUUGGGCCUCAAACGGAUUGUGCCAAACGACGUUCCGGGUAUGGACAUGCCAGGAUUGUCAAGUGGGCUACCUCAAGCCGAGUACAACCCUGGAUGAAUAUAAAAUAGAUCCCAACAAUAGAAAGCAAUUCUUGGUAAAGCCAUACGUUAUGAUCUUGGACCCGGUAACGGGAAUCAAUAAGAAAAAAUUUCUUAAGGCCCAGUCCCGUGCGGCUACUGCAAAUGAUGUUUUUUUCCAUCCUCUGAGGUCGCUUUGGUUGUUGGAAGCUGCAAUUUAG
Melampsora larici-populina 98AG31 is the source of this 363-nucleotide messenger RNA. RefSeq lists its product as uncharacterized. The record is from RefSeq and is a predicted model, not a curated record. NCBI's taxonomy places the organism in Eukaryota, Fungi, Basidiomycota, Pucciniomycetes, Pucciniales, Melampsoraceae. The transcript has 5 exons. Bases 1 to 363 code for a protein of 120 amino acids.